This is a messenger RNA of Ostrea edulis (European flat oyster), 2627 nucleotides long. RefSeq names its product ER degradation-enhancing alpha-mannosidase-like protein 2. The coding region runs from base 36 to 2609 and encodes 857 amino acids. Gene Ontology annotation, cellular component: endoplasmic reticulum; membrane. The record is from RefSeq and is a predicted model, not a curated record. Gene Ontology annotation, biological process: carbohydrate metabolic process; mannose trimming involved in glycoprotein ERAD pathway; endoplasmic reticulum mannose trimming. Lineage: Eukaryota; Metazoa; Mollusca; Bivalvia; Ostreida; Ostreidae. Gene Ontology annotation, molecular function: mannosyl-oligosaccharide 1,2-alpha-mannosidase activity; calcium ion binding. The transcript has 10 exons.
CGUCAAUUAGUAGGUGCUGAAAAUCAAGGGCGAUAAUGAGUGAACGUGUCAUUUGUCUGUUUAUUCUUUUAAAUUUAAGCCCAGUGCCGGUCUGUUCACUAAGAAAAAUCACCGAAGAUGACAUAAAAUUAUAUAGGCAGCGAGUUGUAUCCAUGUUUCAUCAUGCUUAUGAUGGGUACAUUAAGCAUGCUUAUCCAUACGAUGAAUUGCGACCUCUUACAUGCGAUGGACAUGACACUUGGGGAAGCUAUUCACUGACCCUGAUUGAUGCAUUAGACACACUGGCAAUUAUUGGGAAUAACACAGAGUUUCAAAGAGUGGCUGAACUGAUUAUCAACAAAAUGGACUUUGAUAUUGAUAUAAAUGCUUCAGUCUUUGAAACUAAUAUCAGAAUUCUCGGUGGAUUGUUGUCAGCACAUUUGUUCACAAAGCGAGCGGGAAUGGCAGUAGAACCAGGCUGGCCCUGUUCUGGACCCCUCCUCCGGCUAGCAGAGGAUGUAGGAAGACGCCUUCUUCCAGCAUUUGACACGCCUACUGGAAUGCCAUAUGGAACAGUCAAUCUUCGACAUGGGGUCCCCAAGGGGGAAACUACUGUAACAUGUACUGCAGGAGUUGGGACAUUUCUGAUUGAAUUUGGGACAUUGAGCCGACUAACUGGAGACCCAGUGUUUGAGAAAGUUGCAGUUAGAGCACUGCGGGCUCUUUGGAACUCGAAGUCUACACUGGAUCUGGUUGGCAAUCACAUUGAUGUUAGUACAGGGAAAUGGACAGCGCUAGACUCCGGUAUAGGAGGGGGCAUCGACUCCUACUUUGAGUAUUUAGUGAAAGGAUCCAUAAUGUUUGAUAUUCCUGAACUCCUGGAGCACUUCAGAGUGUAUGAGAAGGCUAUUGUUGAACAUGUAAAAAGGGACGACUGGUACAUGUGGGCACAUAUGUCAAAAGGAGGGAUAACUCUUCCUAUGUUUACUUCAUUAGAUGCUUACUGGCCAGCAAUUCAGAGUUUACUGGGUGAUGUAGAGAGUGCCAUGAAGACAAUGCAUAACUUCCAUCAAGUAUGGAGGCAGUUUGGUUUUCUACCCGAGUACUAUAAUAUUCCAAAGAGUGAGGCCCACACAGGGAGAGAGGGAUAUCCACUCAGACCAGAGCUAAUAGAAAGUGCUGUAUACCUAUAUCAAGCCACCAGAGACCCCUUCCUACUGGAGAUAGGUAUCGACAUGUUGGAAGCAAUAGAACACAGCACCAAAACCAAGUGUGGAUAUGCAACUGUGAAAAAUGUCAACACCCAUCAGCUUGACAACAGAAUGGAAAGUUUCUUCUUGGCAGAGACUACUAAAUAUUUGUACUUACUGUUUGACCCAGAUAACUUCAUCCACAAUAAUGGCAGUCGUGGCACUGUUAUUCAAACCCCCAGCGGUGAGUGCGUGAUUGAUGCUGGUGGAUAUUUCUUCACCUCUGAGGCACACCCCAUUGAUACAGCUUCAGUGUACUGUUGCAGCAGUCAGAAAAAGCAAGAUGACAAGUUACUACAGAAUAUGCAUGAUAACCUAAACUUGCUCUCUCUAUUCGAUAUUGAUGAUGGGGAUGAAAUUAAAGGAAAGAAACUAGAACGUUUCACUCGAGAUUUACACAGUGACAAACUUGGCCAAACAAAUGGACUACCUACUGAUGAUUUUUCCUCAUCGAAAGGAUUUCAAAGCUCUGUGAUAGAACUUUUGUCUGCUUAUCUUAAGAAAGCAGAUGGCGCUGAUGCUGACAUCGGUCUUGCAAAAUUAGGAGCUAGUCUCGAGUUGCUCAAAUCCCAGGUCACCAAAUCAGAAGCCGUUCAUUCAAGUAUGAAGGAUACCAAAGGUGUUGUGAAUGAUGGUGAAAUUAUAGUGGAUUUAAGAAAAUCCACUAACUUGCAUGAUAAAGUAAAGAGUAUGGAACCAGACAUAAAUCUUCAAAAUUCAAAGAAACCCCAGUCAGAUACUGAUAUAGAGAAACAAAAAAGAAGUGAAAAUCUGCCAAGUAAUGAUGCAAAAUCAGAAUUACCAAGUUCCACAACACAGGUGGCCCCUAAUGAAGCAGAGGCACCACCUGCUGACCGAAAGUACGAAAAUGUGAAAUCUGAUACAAGGACAGAUUCAUCCUCGAGUGAGCCGUUGUAUGAGAAUGGAGCAGAUGAUCAUCUGAGUAGUGUAAAUAGCAGUGGUGAGAUUAACAGUGAAAGUGUAAAUUCAGACAUGAAACAAAAUUCAAAGGUGCAACAAACUGAAGGAAAACCCCCUAAAAGUGUUGUAUUGAGUGUUAAAACUGACAACACUGGGCUAGCUAGUGUACAGACUAGUCAAACACCUCAGACAAAUUCAAAGAAGGUGCAUCACAUCACAAAAUUCAACACCGUAAAAAAGAGUAAUAUAUUUAAUCUAGAAACUAUUUAUAACCUUUUAGGGAGUGCUAAUGAAAAAGACACUGUUCCCUCACCAAAUAUACACCACCUUUAUAAGACUAUUAACAAUUAUCCUUUACAGUAUACAUCAAAACCAGAACUUAUGAUGUGUCAAUCACAACCAUUUCAUAUGCGAUUAUCAUUAAGAGGUGAGAUGUUUACUGUUGAUAAGAAUAAAUAAAGUAUAGUGUUAUCUGUA